This is a messenger RNA of Centropristis striata (black sea bass), 2303 nucleotides long. RefSeq names its product coactivator-associated arginine methyltransferase 1, like (gene carm1l). The coding region runs from base 501 to 1973 and encodes 490 amino acids. The record is from RefSeq and is a predicted model, not a curated record. Lineage: Eukaryota; Metazoa; Chordata; Actinopteri; Perciformes; Serranidae. Gene Ontology annotation, molecular function: protein-arginine N-methyltransferase activity. Gene Ontology annotation, biological process: peptidyl-arginine methylation. The transcript is spliced from 17 exons.
GUUAUUACUUUCCAAGGAAUCUCUGUCUUGAAGCUGACUGUUACACACUCAGGAGGUCAGAAUGGACCUUUAAACUUAUAGCAAAGGACUUACAUUAAAAGUAACAAUCAAAUAUAAAAAAAAUAUAUAAAUGCACAGACAGAGCGAUGUCUCCCGUUAGAGGUGUUCUGGGCACAUCCAACUGGUAGGAGGCCCCGGGGAAGACCCAGAACACGGUGGAGGGAUUAUAUCUCUCUCCUGGUCUAGGAAUGCAUCGGGGUCCCCCAGGAGGAGCUGGACGUUGUGGCUGGGGAGAGGGACGUCUGGAAUGCCCUGCUUAGCCUGCUGCCCCCACGACCCGGCCCAGGAUAAGCGGAGGAAAAUGGAUGGAUGGAAAGAUAAGACUCUUGUGACUCAAUGUGACCAGUUUCAUUCACUGAUGCUGUACAUCCAGCAGAGGGAGCGCUCUCACUGUUAAUGGACUGAGCUACCUCCAUUAUGUCUUCCUUUCACAUUGAAGAAUGGAGGAGAUGAGUGAGGCGUCAUUGGCUUUCCCUGUCAGGGUCUUCACUCUGCAGGAGGAGCACAUGGAGACACAUGAGAAGGAGGUGAGGAGACUGCAGCAGGUCAGUGUGUGCAGGCAGGGAGCCCAGCAGGAGCUCACUGUGCUCCUCAGCAUGGGACUGGAGGCUCCGCAGCUCACUGUGCAGGAUGUCAACAGAGCAUCACUCUUCCAGUUCACUGUUUCCAAUGAGAUGGACAGCUGUCAGGUCGGAGCACAGUCUUUCAUGGUCACUGUCGGCAAGCUAAGCCUUCUGCUGCAGUUCAGAACUCCAACUGAUAUGAAAAGCUUUCAACACGUGUUAAAGAGAGGGAGUAAUGGUGAGGCUAUAAGAGGUUGCACAAAAGGAGAUGAGAGAGGAAACAAGGAUGGAGAGAGGGGUCAAAGGAGACAUCCCAACAUGUUUGAAAGAUGGACUGAAAAUGCCCCAACUCAGGGCUACGAGUUUCACAGCUGUCUGUCCCAACAGCAAAGCCUACUGCAUGAUUAUCUGAGGAUUGCCACCUACCAGAGAGCCAUUUUACUCAAUGAGAGUGACUUCAGAGGCAAGGUGGUUCUGGAUGUGUGUUGUGGUUCUGCUAUCCUGUCUUUCUUUGCAGUCCAAGCAGGAGCAACCAGAGUGUAUGCUGUUGAGUCUGACCCAAUGGCCAAGUAUACACAGAUCCUGGUCCAGAAUAACUGUCUGUCUGAGCAGAUCAAGGUCCUAGAAGGCGAGGUGGAGGAGGUCAGCUGUCCUGACAUGGUAGAUGUCAUUGUCUCUGAACCAAUGGGAUACAUGCUGCUCAAUGAGAAACUCAUGGAGAGUUUCUUGCAUGCCAGAAAAUGGCUCAAACCCAAUGGUCUGAUGUUUCCCUCCUAUGGUGAUAUUCAUCUGGCUCCUUUCAGUGACGAGCAGCUCUACUUCGAACACUGCACAAGAGCUACUUUCUGGCAGCAAAGAAACUUCUAUGGAGUGAACCUGAGUGCUCUUCACAGCGCUGCAGUGGAUGAGUUUUUCACUCAGCCUAUAGUGGACACAUUUGAUGUGCAGAUCCUGAUGGCCAGGUCCGUCAAGCAUUGCAUCAACUUCAUGGAGGCUAAAAAAGAAGAUUUGCACAGGAUGGAGAUUCCGUUUGUGUUCACACUACUGCAGUCCGGGCUGGUCCAUGGGCUGGCCUUCUGGUUCGAUGUUGCCUAUCUGGGGUCCAAGUCCACAGUGUGGCUCUCCACAUCUCCCACGGAGCCUCUGACCCGCUGGUCUCAGGUCAGAUGUUUGCUUCAGACACCGCUCUUUGUCAAGCUGGGACAGACUCUGUCUGGGACUGUCCUGCUGGCUGCUAACAACAGGCAGAGCUAUGACAUCCACAUCACCGCCACAGUCGACCAAUCAGGCUUCACAUCUGGAAACGUCCUGGACCUCAAGAACCCUUUCUUCAGAAUCCCGUCUUGGUAAAUAUGUCUGGAGCGUUGGAGACAGAAAGGCGGACCUCUCACCUCCAGGAUGAAGAGUGUGGACAGCAGAGGAAACUCAUAAGGAAUCAGAUGUCACACCUCCACACAACUUCUCUUCUGUUUGUUAAUUUAAAGUUUGUUUUUAAAGGUGACAGCCAUUUAAUAUGAACGUCAGAUUUUGUAAUAGCCUGCACUGUAUUCAUAGGCAUUCUUACACAGAAAUCACAACAUGAUAAAACUCUUUAAGUCAAAUCAUUUUUUAUAACUGCAGUUUUCUUUGAAUGUAUUAAUAAUAAUUAGUAAUUAGUUGUAAUAAAAUGUUCCCUUCAAA